Trichosporon asahii var. asahii CBS 2479 is the source of this 684-nucleotide messenger RNA. RefSeq lists its product as uncharacterized. The transcript has 2 exons. The record is from RefSeq and is a predicted model, not a curated record. Bases 1 to 684 code for a protein of 227 amino acids. Lineage: Eukaryota; Fungi; Basidiomycota; Tremellomycetes; Trichosporonales; Trichosporonaceae.
AUGUCGAAACGUCACUCCAGCCCCUCCUACGCUGAAGGCAGCAAACAAGCCCGACUGCUACCACUACCCGAUUCACCUGUUGACCGAACCUCACCUCUUGUGGGAGUCAUUAUGGAAGUGACCGCUGAUCUAAUCCAAAAACGUCUCCGUGCCCAGCUGUCGGACCUCGAUAAGAAGGCCGAUGACCUCAAGGCUACAUGUGCCGCGCUCGAAGCGACGCGGCAAAGUCUCCACCUCGAUCAGAUCAGCAGAGACAUCGCCCUGGAGGGCCGAAUGGAAGACUUGGAGGAGACCAACGCCGAGCUCGAGAAGACCGUGAAGGCUCUGCGCAACGAGCUCGCUGGGCUGCGUCAUGGCGUCCCCACUCGCUCCGCCAGCGAGGCAGCCCUCGGAGAGCUAGCGCAGCUUCGUGCCAAAAACGAGGAGAAGGACCUGGAGCUUGCACGGCUGAGGGAUGAGCUCAGGUUACAGGGCCGGAAGCAGGAGGAGUUCAAGGCGGAGAAGGAGUGGUUGACGAGGGAGUUGCAGGCUGCGAAGGCGUCGCUCAAGGAAGAGACGGAGAAACGCGCUGCGAUAGAGAGAGCAAGGGACGGAUUUAUGUCUGCGUAUACUGCCUUUUCUACAGCAGGCACGCGGGGCGUGGAAACUGGAGGGAACGAUCCUUUCGGUCGUGGCGCUCAGUGA